This is a messenger RNA of Botrytis fragariae, 285 nucleotides long. RefSeq lists its product as uncharacterized. Bases 1 to 285 code for a protein of 94 amino acids. The record is from RefSeq and is a predicted model, not a curated record. NCBI's taxonomy places the organism in Eukaryota, Fungi, Ascomycota, Leotiomycetes, Helotiales, Sclerotiniaceae. The transcript has 2 exons.
AUGCCUCCAAAAAAAACUCCAAAUCAAAUCAAAUCACUCCACGCACUCCAUACACCAAACCACGCCUGCCACGCCUGCCAGAUAGAUGGAUUGAAUCACGCCCGCCCGCCCCGGAAAUGUGGAAGAAGAAGCGAGAAGCGAGUAGGAUUUUCGCUUUGCGCGAUAUUGCUUCCUUCUAUGCGAGGAAAAAGGGAGAAUGAGAAAAGACAGGAGAAAGAAGGAAGAAAAGAACGCCGUGAAGAGUUUGAACUGCGAGAAUCUUUGCUACUGGUUUAUGCCAACUGA